ACCCCCUUAAAGUCAAUUUUCUCAACUGGAAUAGAGGGGUUGUUGUGGAUCAAUGCAGACGGAAUCAGAUCAAAGUGUGAUAGUCGAUACACCCCCUUAAAGUCAAUUUUCUCAACUGGAAUAGAGGGGUUGUUGUGGAUCAAUGCAGACGGAAUCAGAUCAAAGUGUGAUAGCGAAGGACAAGUGCAGUAUCAGUGAGGAAGCGGAUUCUUGAUGAGAGAGAUACAAUACAAGCCCUCCGACGAUUUCAAGUGCCUCCAGCUCCCGUGGAACCCAAAUGAAUGGCAGUUUGGAAUCAGAGGCGCUAGGGGAACUGAAUUCGAGGGUGGGAUUUAUCAUGGGCGGCUCCUGUUUCCGGAGGAAUACCCAUGGAAGGCUCCUUCAUUCAUGUUUUUGACGGAAAAUGGUCGCUUCAAAACUCAAACCAAGAUCAGAUUGAACUGGCAGUUAUCAUGGAGGGUGCGAGAUGCUUUACUUGCACUUGUUGAUGAAAUGGACACCUACCCAGAUGGUGAAUUGGGUUCUAUAAAUUACAGUAAGGGAAAAAGGCGUGCCCUGGCCAUGAAAUCUCGUGAAGCAGCCCCAAAAUAUGGCACUUCUGAACGUCAGAAGCUAAUUGAUGAGAUUCAUCAAAAUUUGCUAAGGGAGGCACCCGUUCCUGUUCCUCAACUCCAACAGACGAGAAACACUUCCCUGGCACGGAGAUGUCAGGAAGAGGUGGUUGUGGAUCGAGUCGGAUCAACGCAGACGGAAUUGGAUCGAAGUGUGAUAGCUGAGGAAAAGUGCAACAUGGAGAAUUCAGGGGAGAAGCGAGUUCUAGAGGAGUAUAAUGAGAUUGAAUCCAAUCCCUCCUACGAUUUCGAGUGCCGCAUGCUCAAUUGGAACUCAUAUGAAUGGCAAUUUGCUAUCAAAGGGCCUAGAGGAACUGAAUUCGAGGGUGGGAUUUAUCAUGGGAUGAUCCAGUUUCCGGAGGGACACCCAUCGAAGCCUCCUUCAUUCAUGUUUUUGACGGAAAAUGGUCACUUCAAAACCCGAACCAACCUCAGCUUAAGGCUAUUAUCAAACUGGCAGUCAUCAUGGAGCGUGCAAAAUGCUUUACUUGCACUUAUUGAGGAAAUGCCCACCUACCCAGAUGGUGAAUUGUGUUCAGUAAAAUACAGUACGGAAGAAAGGCGUGAUCUGGCCAUCAAAUCUCGUGAAGCAUCCCCAAAAUAUGGCACUUCUAAACGUCAGAAGAUAAUUGAUGAGAUUCAUGAAGAUUUGCUAAGCAAGGCACCACCUGUACAUGUUCCUGCUCCUCAACUGAGUCCUGUGCCCUCACAGGCCUCCAACGGCACAGGCGGCGGCUCUGUUGUUGGGAAUAUAUUUUAUGUUAUCAAUUCCAACCGGGUAGGAGUUUCUAUGAAUGAUGCCCCCAACCCCAUGAUAACAAAACUUUUUUGGGGUUUCGUGUUUCUGGUCAAUGCUUUUGGUUUUGUUAUGUUUUUCGUCAAUACUUUUUGUCGUUGGUCAUACCAAGAGGUUACCAAGUCUGUACCGUUAGAGUAGGCCUUUUUUUUUUUUGGGUAGCUUCUCCUGAUUUAGGAAACUAAUUGAAAACGAGCAUUCUAAUUUUCCACCGUGAUUUCAUAAAACCUUGUGGCCAUAAGAUGAGGGCAAUUAAUGAAUCAUUCAAUUCUUGACUUUUCUUGCCUACAUUACCAGUAGAGUUACUAGUCGUUAGCAUCUUUGGCUUCUUUGUGCUUGCUAUAUUUUUGUUGUUGAAUGUGAAAGAGGGGACAACAGCCAGAAGUUUGUAUGCAUAUGUUUUUAUGAAA
Molecule: messenger RNA, 1817 nt
Organism: Prunus mume (Japanese apricot)
Lineage: Eukaryota; Viridiplantae; Streptophyta; Magnoliopsida; Rosales; Rosaceae
Source: RefSeq, a predicted model, not a curated record